Molecule: messenger RNA, 1991 nt
Organism: Colius striatus (speckled mousebird)
Lineage: Eukaryota; Metazoa; Chordata; Aves; Coliiformes; Coliidae
Product: tyrosine-protein kinase Srms
Exons: 8
Coding region: 129-1604 (491 amino acids)
Biological process (GO): cell surface receptor protein tyrosine kinase signaling pathway; protein phosphorylation; innate immune response
Cellular component (GO): extrinsic component of cytoplasmic side of plasma membrane
Molecular function (GO): signaling receptor binding; ATP binding; non-membrane spanning protein tyrosine kinase activity
Source: RefSeq, a predicted model, not a curated record
UGGCAGGGGCAGGGCCAGGAGUGCCCAGACGCGCUCAGGAGGGACAGGGGACAGCAGCAUGAACCCGGCAUCGCCCCCUCCUGCAGCCCCCAGCCCGGCCGUGCCAUAGCCCAUCCCAUCGCACGGCCAUGGAGGAGUUUGUGCGGAAGCGGUUGACUUUCCUGACCUCCUUCUGGAACAAGCUCCGUCCCCGCUCCGUGACCGAGAGCUGCUCCCUGGGCUACCUGGGUUCUGACUCCGUUUCGCUGCACUCCGAGCCCAGCUCUGUUUCCUUCCUCCCCAAGUCGUCCCUCUGCAUCGCUCUGUACUCCUUCAGAGCCCGGAGCCAGGAGGAGCUGAGCGUCAGCGCAGGGGACAAGCUGCGUGUGCUCAGAGAGGAAGGGGAGUACGUGUUAGCCCGGCGGCUGCUGGGGGAGCCGGCCAUGGGCUACCUGCCCGCUGCCUACGUGGCCAACCUCAGCCAGGGCACCUCCGCUCACCGGCCCUGGUACUUCAGCAAGAUCAGCCGAAACGAAGCGGAGCAGCUCCUGCUCUCACCUCCCAACCAGCACGGCUCCUUCCUCGUCCGGGACAGUGAGAGCAGCAAGGGCGAGUACUCUCUCUCAGUGCGCAAUCACACCAAGGUCAGCCACUUCCGAAUCUGCAAGAGCCCUGGGGGCAGCCUCUACAUCCAGAAGGGACACCUCUUCCCUGACAUGGAGGAGCUCCUCAGCUUCUACACCGAGCACUGGAAGGUCAUCCAGAGCCCCUUGCUGCAGCCCUGCAGCCCCGCGACCCCACCUGAGAGGGAUGGGUGGGAGAGACCACGCUGGGAGUUCAGCCUGAGGAGGAAGCUGGGAGAAGGCUACUUUGGAGAGGUGUGGGAAGGACUGUGGAGGAACACGGUGCCAGUGGCCAUCAAGAUCAUAAAAGCUGACAUGAAGGCAGAAGACUUCACCAAGGAGAUUCAGAACCUGAAGCGCCUGAGGCACGAGAAGCUGAUCCAGCUGCACGCCGUGUGCUCGCUGGAUGAGCCUGUGUACAUCAUCACUGAGCUGAUGCGCAAAGGCAACCUCCACAGCUACCUCAACAGUCCUGAAGGGAAGUCCCUGGGCACGUCCCACCUGCUCGACAUCGCCUGCCAAGUGGCAGAUGGCAUGAGGUACCUGGAGGAGAAGCACAUCGUCCACCGGGACCUGGCAGCCAGAAACAUCUUGGUGGGAGAGGAACUCACCUGUAAAAUCGCUGAUUUUGGACUUGCCCGACUCCUCAAGGAUGACAUUUACUCCACCAGCAGCAGCACUAAAAUCCCAGUGAAGUGGACAGCCCCAGAGGCAGCCAACUACCGCACCUACUCCCUCAAGUCCGACGUCUGGUCCUACGGGAUUCUGCUCUACGAAGUCUUCACAUACGGCCAGAUCCCGUAUGAAGGAAUGACGAACCAAGAGACCGUACGGCAAAUCACCAGGGGCUACCGCCUUCCCCGGCCCAGCUCCUGCCCCCCUGAGAUCUACAGCAUCAUGCUGGAGUGCUGGAAUGGCAACACAGAGGAGCGGCCCACCUUCCUGGCCCUGAGGGAGAAGUUGGGCUUCAUCUACAGACGGCUGCUCAGCUCCCUCUCCUGAGGGUCUCCUUCCCACCAUCCUUCCUGCACGAGCUCCUCCAGGCCAGCUCUUGCCAAGAAGCUCCUUCUUUCUGGUUUGUCCUCUGACAGGGUUCCAAGGAAAGCACAUAUUCCCCCUAAAAAACCCCAGUCUGUGGUUCCUUUGGGUCAGGAUGCAGGGAGGUGGCCAAGGGAAAAGGCACCGAGCUGCAGAGAGCUCAUUGCCAGUGCUUGGCUGUGAAGCAGCCAGGAGAAGCCCUGUGGUAGUGAAGGCAUCACCCAGAGUUUACAUCUUAGUGGUGUGGGAGGUCCCCAGCGCUCCCCACACCAAUGUGAAGGUUUGUAGUUUGUGUUCAAGUCGUGACUCAGCUUCAUUCGUGUGUGUCUGGUGUAUUUAUCAAUAAAUGUG